AUCUGGGAGUAAAAAUAGGUAUGCCCAUUAGAACCACGCCAAUCAGACGCAGUCAGUCGCACUUCAGACUCAAUUGGAGUAACUCGGUACUCGGAGCGCGCUCUGCCAGACACAUCGAAGGAGGCAGUGAAAGUGGUUUGUUUGGGCAACGUAACUACGGAUAGUUCCAGAACGAAGGAAGCUAAAUUGAAACAAGUGUUUUUUUUAAGAAAUAUUCCUUGUGAAUGCUAAUGUAACAAAACGAUGGUGCAGCUGUGGAAUGGCAGUCGUAGAAUUGUUGCGAGUGCAACGCUUCUGCUAGUGUUAUUGUUGGGUGUGCCCAACGUUGCCGCCAUAUUCGUGCCCCGAAUAUACACCAGCGGAGGAGCUGUGGCCAAUGUUACUACUGUACUGUUGGGCGGUGGUUCGUCUGUUGCCGUCAGGGCUACCAUCGACUUUUACCCCCCGAACACAUCCGACACGGCCACGGGGAAUGAAUCUCAGAACGCGUCCGGUUCUCCGUCGAUAUGCAUCGUGACGAGCAGCCUGGACGACUUGCCGCCCGACCUGUUCACCGAGGAGCAGCGACUGCAGGGUGCCAUCGUGCUACACUUUCUAGCCACGAUCUACUUCUUCAUGCUGCUGGCGUACGUUUGCAGCGAGUACUUCCUACCGUCGGUCGAAUGUUUGUGCGAAGAUCUAAAGCUGUCGCAGGACGUGGCGGCCGCCACCUUUAUGGCGACCGCUACCUCAAUGCCGGAGUUCUUUACCAACACAAUCAGCACGCUGGCAGUAGACUCGGACAUUGGUGUCGGCACGAUCAUGGGCUCCAUGCUGUUUAAUACCUUGGGCGUUGCCGCACUCGUUGGUUUGCUCACAAAGAUGCACGUGCAGCUGGAUUGGUGGCCACUGACACGCGAUUCCAUUAUCGUCACCAUCUCCACCACGCUGUUGGUCGUGUGCGUGUGGGACGGUCGCAUCGAGUGGUACGAAGCGAUGCUCUUCAGCAUCACUUACGUGUUGUACUUUGUGGUGAUGUUUAAGAACGAGUCGUUAAAAAGGAUUGCCAUGCACUACAUCCAGAACCGGUGGAAUCUUUGCGGACGGUUGGAGCCAGAGCCUGAGGACGGCACGAUAGACGACAAGGUGCCGAAGAAGUACAACAUAGCCAUCUUAGGGCACGCUAUAAAUGGAGUCCUCGUUGGGAUGGAUGUUGAAUCGGCCAAGAAGCUUCCCCCGAGUAGUGAGUCUUCUACGAGUGCACCGAUCGAACCGGUUGAUCCAUCUCGCUCUAACAGUUCAGUGGAGUCGGUGAAAAGUGUGAAGUGGAGCGAGUUGACCCAACUUCCAGAAGCGUCUUUUGCUGGCUGGCGAACGAUUAUGUGGAUUUUUACCUGGCCGUACCGGUUUGUCGUGUUCCUGACCAUACCGGACCCGCUUCGCUUCCGUAAGCUUUACCCGCUGACGUUCGUGUGCUGUAUUGGGUGGAUCGGGGGGAGCGCCUACCUGGUGUUUUGGAUGAUCUCGGUCAUUGGCAAUACGUUCGGCAUACCGGACACGGUGAUGGGCAUAACGUUCCUUGCGUUUGGCGGCUGUAUGCCGGAAGCAGCAUCUGCAAUCACGCUUAUUAGGCGAGGUAAUGGCGCAAUGGGUGUUUCCAACUCACUGGGAGCAAAUACGCUCGCAAUAUUGUUCUCACUCGGAUUGCCCUGGUUUAUCAGGACAAUGAUCGACGGCGGUCCGUCGACGGGAGCGUACAUUGCGAUUCAGUCGUACGGUAUCCAGUAUUCGGUGCUCGCCCUGUUCGGAGCUAUCUUUACGCUCUACGCCGUACUGUACGUUGCCAAGUAUACGCUGCGAAAGAUGGUGGGACUGGUGCUGGCCGUUGGGUAUCUCGUGAUCGUAACGUUUAUGAUCCUAGUCGAGCUGGAUGUAUUUUUCCCUGCCGACAAUCGAUGCUAGGGCGUGGACAUCUCGUCGUAUAGAUAGUUAAAACGGGAAAAACUGUAAUAUAAAUAAAGUACGAAGUAGAGUACAUUGUUAGGACAAUAGCUCCACUGAAUGUUGAAUUUAGCUGCUAGGAAACUCAAAUUAUUUUUCGGCUCUUUGGAAGAAGAGACGAAGAGCAUAAUGAGCAAAAUGAGUUGCUUUGUAAUAAAACACAUGUUAAAAAGUAAAAACAAACCCGUU
Messenger RNA from Anopheles merus, 2169 nucleotides. Its product is annotated as sodium/potassium/calcium exchanger 4-like. NCBI's taxonomy places the organism in Eukaryota, Metazoa, Arthropoda, Insecta, Diptera, Culicidae. Gene Ontology annotation, molecular function: calcium, potassium:sodium antiporter activity; calcium channel activity. Gene Ontology annotation, cellular component: membrane. Gene Ontology annotation, biological process: calcium ion transmembrane transport; intracellular calcium ion homeostasis. The transcript is spliced from 4 exons. The coding region runs from base 244 to 1941 and encodes 565 amino acids. The record is from RefSeq and is a predicted model, not a curated record.